CGGUGCGUUUGCGUGCCACCCGUCAUUCACGGUUACCCAUUUUCCCUCGCUCUAAAAACCCAUAGCUGAUCUUCUUCCCCCCGACUAACUAGCUCUAAUCGUCUCUUGCGUCGUUCCACCUCAAAACGUUCGCAUCUCCUUCCCUCCCACGUUCAUCCACCACCAAAAGAACGACAACGCUCGACUUGGAUACUUCUCCUGCUUUGGGUUCGGAAGUCUUUCUCCAUCACCCAGCGAUCCAUCUCAUAAUGCCUACGCCACUUCCUUCUAGUUUUGCUUCGGCCGCUGCUGGCAACACUGAUGCCUCUCGAAGAGGCGAUGGAACUGCCAGUGGAGAAUGGGCUCGAAACCGCAUGAACGGAGCAACACAAACCUUCCGCCGCCCCUCAGUUGCGACCAACCCUUCCCACAGUCGGGAUACCAGCCAGCCCGCAUCCGCUACGACGCCUACGGCCGGUACUUACACUCCCCCACAUAUGCUUUCCAAUUACCAGUCUAGCGCACUCCGCAACGGGGCAACCAAUGACACUCGGUAUUCCAAAGAACAGCUGUUAGAACUUUAUAAGGCUCAACGGGAGACGGGUAUUUUGGGUAAGAACCUCGCAGAAUAUCUCGCCGCCGACUGGAAUCCGCAGGUAGAGACAUCCGCCGCCAACGGCGCUUGGGGCCGACGGGAGGAUUCGAAAGACAAUCCCUCUGGGCCUGGAGUGUGCUGGGAUCACGGAGGACAGAUGGAACCGUUGAGCCUAGUGGACAUGACUGAUGAUGAGAAAGAGGUGCGUGUCUUUUGUUACCUUUCCUGUUUGCGAAUGGGCCGUCGUGCCCUUGUUUGGGAAGAAGCUGUGCUGAACGGGCGUAGUUGUUUUCCCUCUCAGUGAACUCCCCGCUGAAGCCGCCACCCACCAAUGUACCCAAGGAGAACACAGGC
Messenger RNA from Aspergillus pseudonomiae, 928 nucleotides. RefSeq lists its product as uncharacterized. The coding region runs from base 249 to 878 and encodes 209 amino acids. The record is from RefSeq and is a predicted model, not a curated record. The transcript has 2 exons. NCBI's taxonomy places the organism in Eukaryota, Fungi, Ascomycota, Eurotiomycetes, Eurotiales, Aspergillaceae.